Messenger RNA from Seriola aureovittata, 2260 nucleotides. Its product is annotated as medium-chain acyl-CoA ligase ACSF2, mitochondrial-like. The coding region runs from base 92 to 1930 and encodes 612 amino acids. Gene Ontology annotation, molecular function: medium-chain fatty acid-CoA ligase activity. The transcript is spliced from 17 exons. The record is from RefSeq and is a predicted model, not a curated record. Gene Ontology annotation, biological process: fatty acid metabolic process. Lineage: Eukaryota; Metazoa; Chordata; Actinopteri; Carangiformes; Carangidae.
ACCAGCUCAUUAACACUCAGUGUCUUCUACUCAGAUACAGUAGGACUGUAGAUCCAGUUGAAACAGACUGACUGUGUGACACUUGAGACCGAUGUCAGGACUGAUUUCCUCCUCACUGCUAAGGUGCUGUGCUCACAGUCUCCGAUCUGUGGAUGGACUCAAACACAGCAAGACAUGGAAAUCAUGCAACACAAGUGUGCUCCAUUGGUGUCGUGCCCGGUCACUCCAUGUGGACAGUCCACCUCACAAACCCUCUCUGACCACAAGCUAUGUCCAUGGCACCUCCACCUUCCCUCUGAUCCCCCUGACUGUGGGCCAGAGCCUGGACAACACGGUGCAGCGCUGGCCUGACCGUGAAGCCGUGGUCUUCCUGCAUGAUGGCAUCCGGAAAACUUUUGCACAGUUUCAGCAAGAUGUUGACAAGGUGGCUGCAGGUCUCCUUGCUCUGGGGCUGAAGCGAGGUGACCGACUGGGGGUUUGGGGACCCAACAUAUAUGAAUGGAUCCUUUUCCAAUUUGCUUCGGCCAAGGCUGGAAUUAUACUGGUGUCAUUGAACCCAGCCUAUCAGGUGAAGGAAGUGGAGUUUACUUUGAAUAAGGUCCAGUGUAAAGCAGUGGUCUGCCCUACCCACUUUAAAACCCAGAAGUUCUGCGAGAUGCUGAGAGAGAUCUGCCCAGAGAUCGAUCUGACACCAGCUGGCACGGUCAAAAGCUCCAGGGUGCCAGACUUGCGUAUGGUGAUUGUGACAGAUAGCAGACAGCCAGGGAUGCUCCACGUAGAGGAUGUGAUGCAAGCAGGGGAGAGUCGGCACCACAAAGAGCUGAUGGAUCUACAGAGCAAGCUGUCCUUCGAUGAUCCCAUCAACAUUCAGUUCACAUCAGGUACUACUGGGAGUCCAAAGGGAGCCACUCUUUCCCAUCACAAUAUUGUAAAUAAUGCCUACUUUAUGGGUCUCAGAAUGGGUUAUACAUCAAUACCUCAGGUGCGAGUGUGUGUGCCUGUACCCAUGUACCACUGCUUUGGCUCUGUACUUGGAGGGAUGAGUAUGGCAAUGCAUGGUAUCAAACUCGUCUUCCCUUCCCCUGGCUACAGCAGCCUUGCCAAUUUAGAGGCCAUUCAGAGUGAAAAGUGUAAUAUCGUCUAUGGCACUCCCACAAUGUUCACUGACUUGCUUAGCCAACCAGAGUUACACAAGUAUGACUUGUCAUCAAUUGAAGCUGGGAUCAUGGCAGGUUCUCCAUGCCCCCCUGAGAUUGUGAGAAAACUGAGAACAGACUUGAACAUGAAAGAGAUAACGUUAGCUUAUGGAACCACUGAGAAUAGCCCCAUUACAUUUUUGGGAUUCCCACAAGACAACGAGGAGCUGAAGAUAAAUACUGUUGGUUGUAUCAUGAGCCACACUGAGGCUAAAGUGGUGGACCCCAGUACUGGGGAGAUAGUCCCUCUAGGCGCAUCAGGUGAGCUGAUGAUCAGAGGCAGUUGUGUCAUGCACGGGUACUGGGCUGAUCCUGAGAAAACUGGAGAGGUUAUCUCCCAAGAUCGCUGGUACAGGACUGGUGACACAGCCAGCCUGAACAGUCUGGGAUACUGCCGUAUUGAAGGACGCAUUAAGGACAUGAUCAUCCGUGGAGGGGAGAACAUUUACCCUGCUGAGAUAGAGCAAUUUCUCUAUACACAUCCUAAAGUGCAGGAGGUGCAGGUGGUUGGAGUGAAAGAUGAGAGGCUGGGCGAGCAGGUGUGUGCUUGCAUCAGGCUGAAGGAGGGCCACAUCUCCAGUACAGAGGAGAUUAGAGCGUUCUGCAAAGGCCAGAUUUCUCACUUCAAAAUCCCACACUAUGUGAUCUUUGUAGACAGCUACCCCCUGACUGUCUCUGGAAAGAUCAAGAAGAACAUUUUAAAACAGGAUAUGGAGAAGAAACUGGGUCUUUAAUUUGUGGGCUGAUGGACAUGGAGGCUGUCAUUUCAGUUCAUAUUGCUGCGACCCUCCACCCAUUUCACCUCCAGUCUCUAUAUCUAGUACCAGGUCAAGCUCAUCAGAGUCCACUCCUCAUCACAUCCAGAUCUCCAGCAUUCUCUUCUUCUGAUCACCACCACCACCAGUGUCUAGACCCCGGGUGGUUUCCUAUACUUUGCACAGCCUCACUCCAUUUUCAAAUAUGAUGACAUCAGGGCGGGGUCUACUCACCAAAGACUCUCACAUCUCUCACUUUUCCUUUCUUGUUUUCCACAUGGUAAUAAAAGUUUAUUCGUUAACUCAGAA